Nymphaea colorata (pocket water lily) is the source of this 3097-nucleotide messenger RNA. Its product is annotated as pentatricopeptide repeat-containing protein At1g11290, chloroplastic-like. Bases 343 to 2256 code for a protein of 637 amino acids. Gene Ontology annotation, molecular function: RNA binding; protein binding. The transcript is spliced from 2 exons. Gene Ontology annotation, biological process: RNA modification. Lineage: Eukaryota; Viridiplantae; Streptophyta; Magnoliopsida; Nymphaeales; Nymphaeaceae. The record is from RefSeq and is a predicted model, not a curated record.
CUUUCCAUGACCUUUAAUUUGCAACGCGACGCAAACGGGGAACUCGCCGAGCGCAAGCGCGCUGGGAUUCUGGAAAAAUUGUGGAAUGGAGUUGUUCAAGAUUGAUGCAAACAGGCAACAAACGUCUUUUGAGUAUCUUUCCACGAGUUUCUUGGUCCGUCGAAUGCCGAGAGUAUCAGGGAUGAACGGGGGGUGUGUUUUUCGCUCUGCAAUACGUUGGAUUGGAGAGCAUCCGCGGUAUCGGUGACGGAGAUACGAAUUGUUCACUUCGCGCGAAAUUCCGGCUUCCAAACUGAGAAUCUCCCGACAUGAUAACAAGUCAACCAGAGGACUGGCCGGAAAAUGGCCGGAGAAGCAUCGAAAUUCCGGCGGUUAUUGAAGAGAUGCCAGGGAAUCGCCGAACUGAAACAAAUUCAUGCCCAUUUCAUCCUAUCUCCUCAUCCUCAACCCCUAAACAUGGCCACCCUUAUCGCUCAGCUAUACAUCAAUUGCGGCGUGGCCUAUCUCGACCACGCCGUUGGGAUCCUCCGUCAGGUUCCUAAUCCGAGUCUCUACCUCUACAAUGUUGUUAUGAGAGGGUAUUCAGAAAGCAGAAUCCCCUUCAAAACCAUCCUUUUCUUCAAGGAGAUGGUUGGUAGCGCCUUGAAACCGGAUAACUUCACGUACCCAUUUGUAUUGAAGUCUUGCACUCGUUCAUUUGCAUUGACGGAAGGCAUUCAGAUACACGGAUUUGUGAUAAAGACAGGGUUUGAUGGUGAUGGUUUUGUUCAUAACACGUUGAUGAACAUGUAUGCUGCGACUGGUGAAGUUGAUACAUGUGAGAAGCUGUUCAAUUCUUCUAGUUUUAGAGAUUCGGUAUCUUGGAACACCAUGAUGCUGUCGUAUGCCCGUAGCAAUCGCCCGUUGUAUGCUUUUGAAUUGUUCAAAAUGAUGAAAUGUGACAAGAUUUCUGCUCCUAAUCAAAUUACCAUGGUCACGCUUUUGGGGGUCUGUUCUCAGCUACGGAGAUUGGAUCUCGGCAAAUGGGUUCACGGCAUGAUAGAAUUGGAGAAAAUUGAGUACAAUCUGGUUUUAGAAACUGCUCUUGUCAAUAUGUACUCAAAAUGCGGAGAAGUCGAUAUUGCUCGACACCUGUUUGAUAAAAUGUCUGUGAGGAAUGUUGCAUCAUGGAAUGCGAUGAUUUCCGGCUACGCACGGAAUGGACAGCCAAAUAAUGGAUUAAUCCUUUUUGACUUGAUGAAAGAUUGUGGAUUGAUGCCUAAUGAAAUUACCAUGUUAUCGGUGGUUUCAUGUUGCACCCAAUUGAGGGAUAUUGAGAUGGGUAACAUGGUUUUGGAUUAUAUGCGCAGCCAGAAUAUUGUACUGUGUAAGAAUUUGCAGAAUGCACUGGUUGAUAUGUAUGCAAAAUGUGAAGAUAUGGAGUCAGCUAAGAAAUUGUUUGAUGAAAUGAAAGAAAGAGAUCAAAUUUCGUGGGCUUCCUUAAUUGGGGGAUAUGUUCGCUCUAGCAGAUUCAAUGAAGCUAUACAGGCUUUCCAGCAAAUGCAAUGGGUGCAUUUUUACAUGGAUAGAAACAAAAUAUCUGACCUAUACUUGAACACUGCUCUCAUAGACAUGUAUUGCAAAUGUGGAAAUGUAGCAGAUGCAAUUGACGUUUUCAACAGAAUGCCAACAAAGAAUGCCAUGUCAUGGACAGCAAUUAUAUCAGGACUUGGGUUGAAUGGCUGCAACCAGCAAGCUCUCAAAUUUUUUGCUGAGAUGCAAAGGGAAGCCAUGGUUAGACCAGAUGAAAUCACGUUCAUUACAGUCUUGGCCGCUUGUAGUCAUGCUGGUUUGGUCGAGCAAGGGUAUCACUACUUCCACAUGAUGACAGAAUCCUACGGGAUUGAGCCAACAGUUGAGCACUAUGGUUGCAUGGUUGAUCUUCUGGGACGAGCAGGAUUAGUACAAGAAGCACAAAAAAUGGUGCAAAAGAUGCCCAUGAAGCCUAGUGCUUCUGUGUUGGGGUCACUGUUAAACUCAUGUAAAAUUCAUGGACAGUUUAAGAUAGCUGAGGAAGUUGUGAAAUAUAUUCAAGAAACAGGAAGUAUUGUUGGUGCAACUUAUGUGACUUGCUCUAAUAUAUAUGCUGAUGCUAUGUUGUGGGAGGACGUUUACAGACUAAGAAAGGAUAUGCAGAUUUCUGGGGUGGAGAAGAUACCAGGAGGUAGCUUAGUUGGUUUAGAUAGCGGUGUUCAAGAAUUUCUUUGUGGGAGAUGAAAGCUUUGUAGAAGUUAUGGCACGUGGAUACAGCUGAAGACAUGGGGACAAAACCAUUUAUUUGAAAAUUCCAGCUUAGAUAAUUUCCAUAUCAAAAGGAUAUGGAGAUUUCACCCACUUGGCUUAAAGAUGAAGUAUAAGAGGAUUUUGGAAACGUUAUUAAGAAUGGUGGGUGAAAGGUGAGGCGUUUAAGUGUCUGCACAUGCAUCUUGUUAGUCAUUCUGAAAAGUGUAAUUAUUUUAGCAGUUGCAGUGCCUAUUGUGCUUGCACUUUGCAAAUGUUUUAACAUGAUGACUGACUUUUCAGUACAGAAGAGAACUGAUUUGAACCCUCAUUUGAGUGACUAUUGAGGUAAGCGUCAAUGAAGAUAAGAGACAGUGGGAUAAGUACUUUUGUCUUCCGUACUCAUACAAUCGGUCCUGGUUCUAGUGCACCCAAAAGUCAACCUUGGUAUAUUGGUUCAGUAUAUUGUUUUCCUAUCCUCUGCUAAGCAGCAUCAACUUUCUAUCCUGGAAACUGUGAAGAUGAUGUCCAGCUUCAGGGGAAUUCUUCGUAGGCAGUCCGAGCUCAGGCGUGUAAAGAUCUCUUUAAUGUCAUUUGGCACCAUGCUUCUUUUUUCAGCAGGACUUAUGUCGGAUGCUCUUAUGUAUGAGAAGGUGCAUGUUUCAGAGGCCAGCAUGAGAGGGUUUAACAUAAUUUAUUUGUUGUGGCUCUUCUAAGGCCUUUGUUGUUUCUUCAUAACUUGUUAAUUAUGCAUUUAGAAAAUUGCACAUAUCCCACCCCGACCUCAUAAUCAAAUUAUGUUCACUGUUUCAUAGAGCCAACAUUAGAUUCAUGACCA